Molecule: messenger RNA, 1415 nt
Organism: Aaosphaeria arxii CBS 175.79
Lineage: Eukaryota; Fungi; Ascomycota; Dothideomycetes; Pleosporales
Exons: 2
Coding region: 406-957 (183 amino acids)
Source: RefSeq, a predicted model, not a curated record
GUUUACAACCGCUCCAAUGCACUCACAUCCUCGUUUCUUCGCCAAUCGUACCCACCAUUCGCUCAAAGUCCCUCCGUUUUUGCCAUGCUCUGCGCCAAAUCAGGACGCGCCUGCUCACAAGGCUGCUGUUCGGGCCCCCCUUGCUCGUCACAAUGCACUAUCCUACCUGUAACCGCCGGUUCUGACCUGUAGCGGGGUCUUGGUGAUGGCCAAUGUGAUGAGGAAUUCUCACAUCGGGCACGCAAUAUAGACCUGAUGGUCUGCUGUCCGAAUCCUGUAGACUGAUAUUCUGCCUGUAAGACCGACCGACUUCUGUGCCUCUUUGCAUCUACCCACGGAUUGCGCCUGAUACUCGCACCACCUCGCCGCAAUCUAAAACGCAAAGGUAGAUACCGAUCUACCAUCAUGUUGGUGUCUCCCCUCUUCUACGCACUGCUGUCGUCCUUUGUGUUUGCGAAUCGGGCGGCAGCAUCUGUUCUCACCGCUCGAGUGCCUGUCGAAACCAACUAUCAAGGAUACAAUGGAGGUGUCGACAAUCCACAGGACCCCAGUGAAGCGGGAGCAGAAGGGGCAUCCAAGGGAGCCUUCAACAUUUCCAAAGGCGGCUUGAUCGCCAUCAUUGUCGUCGCUGUCCUGGUGGCCGUCGCUGGAGGUGCCUCUGCGGUCCUCUUUUGGCUUGCGAAGAAACGACAAUGGGAUGUUAGACAAUCCCUACGCAGGGCUUCUCGUCGCCUUACUGGCCGUGGUGAUGUCCCCAAACGUCCAAACCGUCGAACUGGUGUCCGUCUUGAUUCUCCCCCUCCAUCCAAGGCCAAUCGAUCUCCCCGCGACAUCGAGAAAGGGCUCCCAGCAUCUUCUCAGCAGGGCAGGACAACUACGACAAUCACUAGCCAAUUCGACGUUGAGACUCCCACUUCUAAAGGCUGGAAGGCGCAAGUGAUAGGCGGGAAGAAGUAGAGCUGAGCGACCAUCCCCGUCACGUACCGUCCGUUAACAGACGUCGCUUGUCUGUCCAGGCACAAGAUGUUGCCUUCCUCAACUGCAAGGAGAAUUCCACUGGAGCAUGCUUCUCCAUGAAGCCAAUCCAGAAUCCAGCUUCGGGCCUUCCAUUGGCCGCCCCACGACGUCAACGUUGGUCGUCGAUAUGCUGAGCAUGGCAGUCCUGGCCCAACGGCCGAGACUGAUCUGAUUUUCGAGUUCAUUUCGUUAUCCUUUUCCUUUCUUUCUUUCGAAUUGUCCUUGUAAUCGUAUAUAUAUACCCAGCCAUGCUAGCGCGAUGCUGUCCUGGACAGCACAACCAAUCGCACGAGUCUAGGUAGACUCUAAGCAAUACCACAUCGAUUAGUUGCCUUUGGCAUCUGCGAUGUGCUAGGCAGCGCAAGACUGCCAUAAGACUAAAUAUAUCAAAUGUUCGU